UUGGUUACAUACAUUUUUCGCGUAUUAUCCGAAUAACUUACCGUAUGACUUUUAGUGUAUUGCUUUUACCAAACCAUAUUUCGCCUAUAUCUCCAUAUUCCCUAAAAUUAUCAAGUUCUUCCGAGUAAAUCCUUUCCCAACUAAAACAUAAUCGUGUCAUAAAGUAAUGCUUAUCGAGUGUUUCAUAUUUACGAAUACGGUUACUCCCGUGGGGGUUAUCGCGGCGACAGCAGAGAGCGUCUGCCGCGCUCUAGGUAUCGAACGUGAGUGGCGCGGUGCUGGGUGCCGCGACGCUUAUAUAAAUGCGCGAAGUCGGCAAGAGCGCUCAGUAUGUGUCAUGCUUUGCGAGCGCGAGCGUCGUCCGUGAUGGCGGCUCGAGUGCGGUUGAAGAUGCAAUGCGGCACCGUCGUAUUGCUACUCGUUGUCAUCAUCGUGGUGUGUGGUGUGGAUUUUGUGUGUGGAAUGUUCGAGCAUCGUCACUGCAAUCAUCAGCAUCCUCGGGCACACGAGGUUAUUCACGGUGUUCACAUAGAACCAGCACAUGAAGUAAGAAAACGUAGUAUCAGUCAACCGGUUAGAAUCCUGUUGUCGUACGACGAAAGCGUUUACAGGUAACAAUUACGUAAUGUUUAAACCGUGCAUUUUGAUUUAUUUCAGAAUACCAUUUUACCCGAAGCAGUGCACUUUUGGGAGCGGGCACUCAUGGUCCGCGAAACAAAAAGCACUAUUAGAUUAAGCAGGAAAUGCGAAAGUAGCCAAGUGUUCGUUAAAGAUCAUCAUACUCACUGUAUAGAUACCUGUCGGCCCAUUACGAUGUGCGGCGAAGUUGUCGUACCCGAAGAUCAUCUCGAUGUUUGUAGAACGUGUAACGCAACAGGGCAUAAUUGCGGUAUAGCCGAAGGAAGCAAGGCAGGCCCUGGUAUAGAUGGAGCCGAUUUUGUUUUCUACGUGUCCGCGAUGCAAACCGAAAGAUGCCACAAAGGAUUAACCGUGGCUUAUGCGGCCCAUUGCCAACAAGAAGCGGCAUUGGACAGACCGAUUGCUGGUCAUGCCAAUCUAUGCCCGAAAAGCAUAAGCACGAAACCACAAGAACUCGAAACUUUGCUAAGUACCGUGAAACACGAAAUAUUACACGCCUUGGGAUUUUCCGUCAGUUUAUACGCCUUCUAUCGAGACGAAAAUGGAGAACCUAGAACUCCGAGAAGAAGCGACACGGGGAAACCAUUCUUAAACGAAAAGUUACAAACGCAUCAAUGGAGUGAAAACACGAUUCGAACCGUGGUCAGGCCAUAUUGGCAAGUGCAUGGAGGCUACGUAGAAAGAUCGAUACAAAUGAUAGUGACACCGAGAGUUCGUGCCGAAGUUCAAGCUCACUUCAAUUGUCCGGAACUGGAAGGAGCGGAGCUAGAGGAUCAGGGGGAAGAUGGUACGGCAUUGACGCAUUGGGAAAAACGUGUGUUCGAGAACGAAGCAAUGACGGGGACGCAUACUCAAAAUCCAGUUUAUUCAAGGAUAACGCUCGCUCUUAUGGAAGAUACCGGAUGGUAUAGCGCGAAUUACUCGAUGGCACAAGAAUUAGGAUGGGGUAGGAAUCUCGGCUGCAAUUUUUCGAUGAAGUCGUGUAAGGAGUGGAUAUCUUCAAAAUCGUUUCGGUGGUCGGGAAAGUCUAUUCAUCCCUUUUGUAACAAAGUGAAACAAGAUCCAUUACAGACCGAGUGUACCGAUGACCGAAGUUCAGUGGCAUUGUGUAACUUGAUCAAAUACUCGCAACCUUUACCUAAGAAGUAUCAGGUAUAAAAUUAUUAUACGUACAUACAUUCGU
Molecule: messenger RNA, 1822 nt
Organism: Apis florea (little honeybee)
Lineage: Eukaryota; Metazoa; Arthropoda; Insecta; Hymenoptera; Apidae
Gene: Invadolysin
Product: leishmanolysin-like peptidase, invadolysin
Biological process (GO): cell adhesion; proteolysis
Cellular component (GO): cytoplasm; membrane
Molecular function (GO): metalloendopeptidase activity
Source: RefSeq, a predicted model, not a curated record